This is a messenger RNA of Daldinia childiae, 1092 nucleotides long. RefSeq lists its product as uncharacterized. The record is from RefSeq and is a predicted model, not a curated record. The transcript has 2 exons. Lineage: Eukaryota; Fungi; Ascomycota; Sordariomycetes; Xylariales; Hypoxylaceae. Bases 1 to 1092 code for a protein of 363 amino acids.
AUGGCGGACAAUCUCUGCGGUCCUUCGACCGCUCCCAAAUCACUAUCCCGUCACUUUGAAAAGGACCGUUCUCUACAGCAAGACCGAUUCGCUUCUUCUGCCGGACCCUCUAGUGGCCUUCACGAUGCGACGCAGCGCUUCCGCAGCCUUAACUUAGGCGACAACAGAUUCACGUCGGAUUUCUCAAGAUUCCAAAAUGCAUCCCUUCUUGAUAACACCUCAGACAUUGGAAAUUGGAACCACAAUCACCAAGUAGUCCCUUACCCAACCUAUGCCAACGAUGAAGCCUUCUCGCCUGUCAAUCCUUCAACGCGUCCCAGAGUUGCCACCGAGCGCUUCAAUACCUCCUCUCGAACUGGUGCUGCCGUUCCCGCCUUUCCCACCUUUCCCACCUUUCCCACUAUACCCAUCAUGUCUACUCCUGUAGGCCCUUCCACGGCGACUCAUUUCCCACCCCUCGUCCCUGUAGAUCUCAGAGACUGGGCCAACGAGUUCAGGCUGAGGAUGGACCAUCACGAGUUCAACCAGAUGACAAGCUUCAGUCCUCCCGCACAGGCAUUCAGACCACCUAUGAAUGCCUAUGGCGAAAGCAUGUUGCGGCAGCAUAUGGGCAUCCUCCGUGACCAGGUCUCCGGCCCCAAAGACGAUCUCGACUUCGAUGCCGCGCUAUGUGCCUGGGCAGCCGCCAACAGUCCCGAGACGCAAGCUGAAGCUAACGCGUGGCUUCGUGUCGAGGAUGUCUGUGUAGACAGUCAUGUUCGCGACACGCAGGCCACUACACAGUCGGCUGAUUCUCAUCAACCUACCUUGGCGGAUCUAACUACCUUCGAGCAAGAGAUCGUCCUAGCAGCCGAGCACCCCUGGACCAAUAUGACAGAAUCAACAACUGAGAAGGAGGACCCGGUCCAGUCUCAAGGCAAAGAGGACUCGGAAUUGGCUAUGGCCGCGCAGCAGAUCCUAGAUUCUGUCUCGGGGAACAAGUCUGAUAAGUUCAAGAACUCUGGCUUCAUUCAGAUGAUGCAGAGGAUUGCAGCGCAGGAGCUGGUCGUUCGGGAUAACAACUUGGUUGAAUCUCUCCAGAAUACUAACUAA